Messenger RNA from Leptonychotes weddellii (Weddell seal), 904 nucleotides. NCBI's taxonomy places the organism in Eukaryota, Metazoa, Chordata, Mammalia, Carnivora, Phocidae. The record is from RefSeq and is a predicted model, not a curated record.
AUUAGAUAGAAAGAAAGAAAGAAAGAAAAAGAAAAAAAACAGGGCUUCUAGUUUUCGGCAGUAGGGCUGGUCUGAGUUACCCAGCCUGCUGUAAGCAGAAAAGGAACUCUGUGCUUUGUGCUUCAUCCAGACCUCUUCUCCCUUCUCCCCACCCUCAGCAUACUCCGGAAAGCUCUAGAUAAGAUAGCGGAAAUCAAGUCCCUGUUGGAAGAAAGGCGGAUUGCGGCCAAGAUUGCGGGCCUGUACAAUGACUCGGAACCCCCUCGGAAGACCAUGCGCAGGGGCGUGCUGAUGACCCUGCUGCAGCAGUCCGCCAUGACCCUGCCCCUGUGGAUCGGGAAGCCUGGUGACAAGCCCCCACCCCUCUGUGGAGCCAUUCCAGCCUCUGGGGACUACGUGGCCAAACCUGGGGACAAGGUGGCCGCCCGGGUAAAGGCUGUGGACGGGGAUGAGCAGUGGAUCCUGGCCGAGGUGGUCAGUUACAGCCAUGCCACCAACAAGUAUGAGGUAGAUGACAUUGAUGAAGAAGGCAAAGAGAGACAUACCCUGAGCCGGCGGCGCAUCAUCCCACUGCCUCAGUGGAAAGCCAACCCGGAGACGGAUCCUGAAGCCUUAUUUCAGAAGGAGCAGCUCGUGCUGGCCCUGUAUCCCCAGACCACGUGCUUCUACCGUGCCCUGAUCCACACGCCCCCACAACGGCCCCAGGAUGACUAUUCAGUCCUGUUUGAAGACACCUCCUAUGCAGAUGGUUACUCCCCUCCCCUCAAUGUGGCCCAGAGGUACGUGGUGGCUUGUAAGGAGCCCAAGAAAAAGUGAAGUGGGCUGGCAGACUCACGGUCUCCUGCCACCCUCAUAGGGGAAUGCAACAAAAGGUUUUGUGUUAAAUAAAUAUUGUUCCCCUUUG